Messenger RNA from Acanthoscelides obtectus, 15113 nucleotides. The record is from the annotation of a GenBank genome assembly. NCBI's taxonomy places the organism in Eukaryota, Metazoa, Arthropoda, Insecta, Coleoptera, Chrysomelidae.
GUCAAAACUUCUCAGAUUUGUUUUGCACAUUGCAGGUUUCGGUAGUUCCGCAAUCGUCGCUGUUAGAAAUGCACUGGGACAUUCCUAGUAACAAGUUGCCUGGUCCCCGUUCUUCAACCUCAAACUAGGUGUCCCUUCCUCUUUUGUUAAGAACACGUGUGCUUGUGACAAGUCUCCAGAACAUUUCCGAAAACGUGAACUGCAUCUCGAAGAAAUUAUUGAAACGUGUUCAUUUAAGACAUUCACCAGUGUCUUUUCCACAAAUAAUUGACUUUACGUGUCGAAAAUAAGUGACCGUGUUUUCGAGGAAAGCUAUACGUAGAUUUCCAUCGAAAGAAAAGUGCCUUCCAAUAGACCCUUUCAUUCCGUUUUGUCGAUAUCUCUAGCCAAAGGUAUUCGACAACGAACUGUAUUGUGUUCUGCACUUCAUGGAAUAGAGUUGAACAUUUAGAUCCAGCAAUGGGAAAAUUCACGGGAAAAAAAUGUCGUCUGCUGUCUAUGCUGGCUUUGACGGCAUUCUAUUUUUUCGUAGAAAUAGUGGUCGGCUACAUAACGAAUUCUAUGGCAUUGAUAGCAGACAGUUUCCAUAUGCUCAGUGAUGUAGCUGCCCUGAUAGUCGCCUUCUUGUCCGUAAAGAUGUCACCGAAAAAAUGGUCGAAGAACACUUUCGGUUGGGCGAGAGCCGAAGUACUAGGGGCUCUAGUAAAUGCCGUGUUCCUGGUAGCUUUGUGCUUCUCUAUCACAGUUGAAGCUUGCAAAAGGUUUAUUGAGACUGAGAUGAUCCACGACCCGCAACUGUUGGUUGGAGUUGGUGCGAUAGGAUUGCUGGUAAAUCUUAUUGGGUUGCUCAUAUUACAUGAACAUGGAGGUUCUCACGGACACUCUCACGGAAGACUCUCCCACAGCCGGAACCGACUCACCCAGCUGGCGGUGACAGAUGACAACGAAAAUGACGAAACGUAUCCUAGUCCACUCCCGGCGAAAGAAGGCGCUUCGCUCACUGACGGGCAUGGUCACAGUCACGGAGAGCCUAGAAGGCCCCAUUCUGCAGGGGAGAUGAAUAUGCGCGGAGUGUUUUUGCACGUGCUCAGCGAUGCUUUGGGGAGCGUCAUCGUUAUCAUUUCAGCAUUGGUAUUUUGGCUGACCGACUGGGAGUACAAAUACUACAUCGAUCCUGCGCUAAGUAUCGUCCUCGUCCUUCUGAUCCUACAUUCAGUGUGGCCUCUACUGAGAGACUCCGCCCUGAUUCUUCUACAGACGGUACCCACGCAUAUACAGGUAGAUGCAAUACAAACCAGACUUCUGGAAAAUGUAGAGGGGGUAUUAGCUGUACACGAGUUCCAUGUGUGGCAGUUGGCUGGGGAUAGAAUCAUAGCUUCGGCACAUAUCAAAUGCCGAAAUCUUUCCGAGUACAUGAAAAUAGCAGAGAAAGUGAAAGAAUUUUUUCACAAUGAAGGUAUCCAUUCAACUACAAUUCAACCAGAAUUUGUAGACUAUACAGAUCUUCCAACAAAUAGCAAAGAACAAAGAAAUGACGCUACAACAGACGAUUGUUUCUUGGACUGCCCCAAGCCAGAAAGCAGUGACGACAACUGUCUCCGAAAUACGUGCUGUGGCGCUUCGAAACAGGGCCGUGACACUCCAUCCCCAAACACCACUCCGUACGUAUGCCGACAACGUAACAGCGUAGCCAGCGCGCACGCGCAUGCGAGCGACAACUCGUGCGGCGAAGAAAUGAAUGAAAUGGAGAAGGGUGUGCUGCUCGAAAGGGGCUCCUGCAGCAACGGGGGCUCGCAGAUGUUAGCCCAAACUAGCAACGGAGAUUGCGAUUGCUCACUCAGGGGGUCGCAGUAUUCGCUGAGGAAAUAGGACACGGGGAACCAGGAUGAGGAAGAGUUAGAAGAGGAAGCUGAGGUUAGAAGAUUACUGAUAAAUCAUGACGAGAGGAUCGAGUUCAUGAUUUGAGGGCAGUGUAGAGGUUGCGUUGUACAUCGCGAAGGUUAAUUUCAGAACGAGAUAACUAAAUUGUGGCGAAUUGAAUUGUUGAAUAAAGUUCUAUUGAUGAUUUUUUCCGAAAAUCAAUAUCGUUCAUAAAGAAUUCGUAUUGUAAAAUGAAAUAUCAAUAUCAACUACAUUGAUGAUGAAUUUGCAAUGGUUAACGAAACAGAGAGAACAUUGUCCAUGAAGUUUACAGGUCGCCUUUAUUCAACUUGUCCCUUUUAAUUGCCUUGACACUGCACUGCUGAUUGCCUGUCUCAGCAUAUUUUCGGCAAAAAACAGAGCGAACCGGUAGGAAGACCGAGGACGCGUCCAUCCUUUGUUGUCAAAUCGUCAUAAACUGCUAUAUUCAUAAUGAACUUACCGAAGUAACACAUUAUUGUUGCAUACCUAUUCCCUACAUUUUGAAGAAAUAUGAAUAUCCGAUCAAAUAUCUAUUCAAGUUUGUAAGAAUAUUAUCUACUGGUAAACGUGAAAAAAUUAUUUGAAUAUAGGUUAACUUUUGUGUCCGACCCACUUACAUUAAUAUUUUCCAUAUUGGAUGAACAGUAUAUUUGGUAAAGUGCAUAAACUUGAUAAAUAUCCUCAACAUGAAUGAACGUAAAUCUGUAUGCUGCCCUUUUAUCCAAACUACCAUCUUAUGGCCUCCCAGAGAAGCUAUGCUGAAUUCCCCUCUGUGAUAUCUGUCGAAAUUGACGAAUUUUCCUAUUCAUCCGUCAAUGUCAACGGAGGUGUUCUCCAUGGAUCAGUCUUGUACAAGAUCUAGAUAAGACCUAGCCUCGAGUACCGCUCACAUGUUUGGGGUCCUGCCGCCGCGACUAUAUUGUCCAUAUUCGAUGCUGUUCAGAGGAGGGUUGUCCCUCUGUUCAGUGACAGUUCUAACAGAUGGUCUCGGGUCAAUUUCGCAUCCGUCAGACUUCGGCAUCCCAUCCUAAUCGUGUCGAACUUCGUACAUCCAGAACGGAGCGGUACACCCGUUCCUUUGCUUCUUGGGUGUCGUGGUUGUAGAUCAAGCUGUCUGAGGAUGCUUUCCUAGUUCUGUUAACCUUAGACUGUUCAAAAAUCGGAUUAACAAAGUGUCUUCAAGCUCUCUAUAGCAGCAGCAGUCCCCCGAUAGUUAGGCUUCUGUCUACGCGGAGCGCUUCAGUAUGAAAAACAGUAAACAAACAAGUAAAUUUGAACAGAAAAUGUUUAAUCGUUCGCUACAAGUAACAUUAAAUUCAUUCUAAAAUAAUUAUCUAUCUGGCAACACGGCGUUCAUCUCCCGCCAAAUAUAAAAAUAGGCGGUUAAACGUCAUUUCGUUACUUCAACACUAAACAUACCAAUGGUUAUAAACUUUUGCGUUAAAAAUGUGCGUAUUAUUUGAACAUUUGACAUCAUGAUCUUUCUUUUAUAUACAAUUGAUUAUAAUAAAGUUAAUUUAUUUCCCUCCCAACAUGCAUAUUUCACACUCAAUCAAGAAACAAAGUUUUAAGUGUUAGUAAUCGUAUUUUUAGCUUCUCUGGGCAUGCCUUAUUUUUGGUUCGACAUUGUACCAUUUCCACGUUCUUGACUUGUUAUCCUUCUAAAAAUAACUUUUUUUAGAAAUGCUUGCGUUCGAUUUGUUCUCAUUACGUCGUCUGAUUGAAGGAAACCUAAUGAGUAAUCUGUCAAAACAGGCGUUUUUACUGUUACUUUUGAAUUGCUCUCACUUUUAUUGCUCAAACUCGUUUUCGGUCUAUUUCCUGAUCCAUAUGAGCGCUUUCUUUCUGUGAUAGAUAUUUUCAUAAUCAUAAUUGUAGUGAUAAUAAAUAAACUUAACUGAUGAUCCAGUCGUCAACAGACAAUGAUUCCAAACAUGUAUAAAAUAAUAUCUCACGACAGCCCAAAUGUUAAUAUUUCAAGUACACAACAAUCACUCAAAUCUACGAGGUAUGUACGCAUAUAAGCCCAACAAAAGCAAAAAAAAAACAAUCAAAAUUUAAGAUAUGAGAGAAAAAGAUACCGUAUUUAUAAAAAACAACUAUCAAAAUAAAAUAAUAUUAACAGUAUCGAAUACAAUUGGUGUAUAGCAUUGUAGCCAGGUGCUAUUAUAGACUUAACUUUAAAACAACAUAAUACUGAAAUUGACACAGCACUAGUCUCAAAAAUUAGUAUAUAACAAAUGCCUAGUGUGAUUCAAACUACGCAUGGGUUGUAAGAUCGAUGCCUUGAGAUCGCUUUUUAAAAAGUUUAUUUUCGAAAAUACAAAACUCAAAAAUGUACUUUUACAAAAUUCAACUUCCGGGAAGAAUUCUUCACGGAAGUUGAAUAGGAUGAAGUUCGACUUCUGGUUGCUGAAUACUUCUAUUUCUGAGCUUCCUCCUCUUCAAGGUUUUCCAGAAUGAGUAGACGCCCAAGAGUAAUAUACAUCCAUAUAUUAUCAGUGUCCAGGUACUGGGUAUAAAAAAGUGUGCAGAUUUCUUGAAGUUGGGUUUGUUGUUGAUAAUGCUUGACUUGAUUUUACUUAACUCGUCCAGCCAAAUUUUUUCUAGAUGCAGACUGAAAUUUGUUUCUGUGAUGUCGCCUUUAGUGUCCAGGUUUAAAUCCGGGAAUAGUAUAGGUUGGCCCGCGACAAUCGUUUCGAAUUCAUUUUUGAUGAUUAAUUUCGACUUGGCAGUUGACAGGAAUAUGAAGCAGGUAAGUUCCCGUCAAUGUUUUCAUUUGCAUUUCUUCGUGGCAUUCCAUUUUAAUAACUUCUGGUAGUGGCAGGAUCAAUGCCCAUUGAUUAGUCCGUUGGAUUCGUUCGAUACUUGGCUGAUUGACUAUCAGUGGAGUUCUGGCACAUGCUGGGGCGUUUCUUCCAUUGAAUAGUUCAAGUUCAAAGGGUAACGGACCAUUGAUGUCUUGCAAGUUGGUUUUCUCGUAGAGAAACUUUUAAGGAGUAAUUUCAGUACAAAAGUUCAAAGUGCAAUUCAUUUUUUGCCAAAUAAGGCUCUUUUGGAAUGAUAGUCUUAAAUUGACCUUCAAAAUAUAUCGGGAUUGGAAAGAGACGAUAUAAAUUAAAUGACUACAGUAUGAGAUUGGGAGUGAUAAAACGAAUGUAAUUUUGUUGCCCACAGAAUAACUGGAGAUUUUGAUUAUUUUUUCAAAAGUUGGUAUGUUAUCUAGUAAAACUGGGAUCGCAAAUUUUUCCUGGCCUAAUCUUGAGCUCAAUAGUUUCAGUUCUCCAAAAAUUUCUUCGGUUGCUAGAGUGAAUUGUUCCAAGACAUGAAAAAAUUAUUGAAUUUUAAACGUCUUGUAAUAUUGACGGAGUUAUUUUGUAGCUGUUGAUAAUUUGAGAUACUGUGUCUACUAUGAAUUUAUGCUGUUCUGAAUCGAUUGUAGCACGAUUAACAAUUGCAUAUAUGGUAUUAAUUUUAUUAAGCAAUUAUUCAUUAUGACAGACUUGUUGAACAGUUUUAUUAAACUUAUCAAUAAGAGACACUGAGAGGGCAUUAUUCUGUGUGACACUGUUAGUAAAUUCUCUUUGAUUAUUUUGAAGCUCUUGAAUUAAAUUUUCGAAACGUUCGCCAUCAUUGGCGUCAAGGUUUCCAGUUAUUGAUUUGAAUAUCGACCCAAUGCCAUUUAAUAUGCCUCUUUUUCCUCGCUUUGUAUGGGGAAAUAUAUUAUGUAACUUUUGUUCUACCUGUCCAUGAACAAAUUUUAAUGUUCUGAAAUAAUUGGACAAAUAUGUAGUGACAUUAAAUUUGAAGAAAUGGUUUCUGCUAUACGUAGGAGGAAAUCGAUAAUUUUUCAAUUUCAGAAAUGAUGGGAUUCAUAUCAUAAUAAUGAAUGAGUGAAAAGUCAUAGUCUUUUACUUUUGCUUCACCAAUUUCCACGGGAAGUAGUCCUGGAUUACUGUCGAGGUUACGUAUAGUUAUGCUAUCCUGAAGUCCAAUCAUUACUUGCAGGAAUCUGUAAAUGAAUUAAUAAUACCUGCAUGUAUGUAUGUGGUAUUUUAAGGAAUAUAACUUGUUACGAUAAAUGAUAAGAUUUUGAGGAGAAAACGUUUCCAGUUAUCUGUAUCAGGGCUUUGUUGCAUUUUUCAGAAACUGGUACAUUACUGUGUAUAGCCGCGUCAUUUUAGAAGACAGUAGACAACAAAAUUGAAUUAUUUGGUCAUCGGUGUGAAAUACCUAAAACUGAGACCAAGAGUGUGAACGUCUGUUCGAUGCCGAAUUUUAUUAAAAGGAUAAGCAGGAUACAUUUCUGCGGAUUCAUGAAAUAAACCAACAGAAUGUACAGUAUCUGAAACCUUCGUGUACACUGCUUUAAGAUCAUCAAAUUGUCUCCUAACUUUAGCGACAACAUUACGUCUUGUUUUGUUGCGCUGCUCAAAAUUCUUGGCAGUUUUACUAUUUUUGUCUCUACUCUUGGGGUCAACUAGAUGCUCUGGUGUUUGACAGUUUUGUAAAAUUUUUUAUUGCUUCUUUGAUUUCUUCAUACUAAUUUCACCUUCACAUACUGAUGUCUUUGUUUUAUUGAUACACUUUGUGUGUGGCUCAACAGAUAAAAAAUUGAAAUUGUCUUCAGCAUUUAAGUAAAGUAACUUGAUUCUCGCAAAAGGGGUAACUAGAUAGCCAUCUCCAAAGUGUAGGGCGGCCUUUAAUUCUAUGAGAUGGUCAAUACCAAUUGAACCAUUGAAAACAUCGUUGAACUUGAAUAGGUAAAAUUUCAAUUUCUUUGGAUGAGGCAAGUUGAAGAUUUUAUAUGCUGGUAUUAGAGCACUAAACUUGUGUGUUGAUCUGUGGAAUACACGUGAGACAGUGACGGGUUCCUCCAUAACCUGAUUUGGGAAAAAAUUGACAGCAAUCUCUGGAUCUAUAAAAGAUCUAUUUGAGCCAGAAUCUAUCAAAAUUUUGAUAUUCUACUCUGGAAAAACUAUAUAGCUAAGGCCAUUAGAACCAAUAGGGUUGAAUGAUAUAGUUUCUGAACUUAUGGUGGCUCGGUAGCCAGGCUUGUUUUGGUAAAAUUUUGAUUUUCUGAUUUCGUAGGUGGAUCAGAUGUACCUAAUAUUUGAUUCUGAUCAAAAUUGUAUUGGUCGUAUUUAUUAUCUAGUCUAGGGUCGUCAUAAAAUCGGCCAAAGUUACCUGAACUAUAGGUGUCACAAGUGUUGUUAUCAUUUAGCUCUGUAUUAUAUAAUUCCUCAAAGAUAAAAUUUUGCUGAGGUCGAGGUGUGUUCGCCUUUAUUGGAGCAAAUGAUGGACGUGUUGUGUUUCUUGUGCUGACACUCAACGGUGUCGGCCUGGGAAGAUUUCCUAGAUUUGAAGAAUUUGGCUUAAAAACGUUUGUAUUCGAAUUCUUUGCUUGUUGGUUGCCAAAGACUUCAGCGAUAGUCGGGAAACGCUGAUUUAAGUUUGGCCUAGGUUGAAUUUGGAUGGGUUGAGAUGGGAAUUGCGCACGAAAAAAAGCUAUUAGGCGUACGAGAAUUAAAAUUUUGAUAAGGCAUAUUAACUGGGCCUGCAGGUCUGAACUGCGAAUUUAGAAAAUUUGUAAAAUUUUGUGAAUCUGCCCAGCUCUAUAUGAAACGUUUUGGAAAUAAUGCGCAUUUUGUUCUUCAACCACUAAUUGAAGGGCUUCGCUCAAAGAGGUUGGUUUCAAGCACCUGACAGUGGUGCCCAAUGGUUCUUUCAAGCCUGAAAGGAAAGUCUUUCAACGCAAGUUUUUGAUACAAAUCGCGUUUUAUUGCUUUACCACUUUCGGUAGCUUCGUGGAUAUUGACGUAGCUUCACAGAUUGUUUAAAAUAUGCAAACAUCUUUCGUUAAAUUUUUGAGGGCUCCCAUUUUGAUAUUGCUUUAGUAAGCAAAGGUUUCUAUGGAAGCACACUUCAUCACGUUGGUCAGAAAAACUAGUAAUUAGUAAAGUUUCGAGUUCACUCCAGGUGUUCACUGAAUGAAUGUUUAUUUAAGAUUUGGCAUGUCCUCUUAGCUUUGAAAGAAUGGAGUUCAAUAAAAAUGUAUUUUUAAAAUUGUUUGGAUUGGUAUGAUCAUAAAAAUUGUCAAUCAAGGAUUUGCUUACACGCAAAAGUCGAUUGAGAUCGUUACUGUUGCCGUCAAAUUCAGGCACACAGCUUAAGUAUUCGGGCCUAAAAGUAGCCAUAGUUGUAGUAGUACUUGUAGAUAUUGAACGUACAGGAACUUGUGAAAGUAUGGGCUCACGUAAUAUAUUAGAGUACCGUCGAGUAUUUGGAGAGUCAGUAUUAAGGUCCAAAUUCUCAAGGGCUUCCGAUAUAUCAAUACUCAUUGAAAUUUGAAGCGAUAAAUGGAAAAAAAUAAACUACACUUACAUCACUAAGAACGCGAUCUUUAGCAUCUCUUACUCCUAUAAAGAUCCUAGCUGGUUCUGCAGUGUUGUCUUCCCCAGGCUGGAAUCCUUGCGAACUUGGACAAUGUGGUCCCAAAUUCCGAUGCCCUUCGUAUGUAGCAGUUCACUCCGGUUCCUCAAAGGAUUGGGUAUCCAAAAAUAUGAAUCCACUCCAGUGCUCACUGCCACUACGCGUACGCCACCAAAAGGCCGGAUAGAGUCCCGAAAAGUCCCGUCGCGACGGAUUGCGAAAGUCUUUCCCGGGUCGCGUAUUCCUACUGGAUGACUGCGCCAGUUAUAAGAUCGACGCCUCGAGAUCGCUUUUUUAAAAGUUUAUUUUCGAAAAUACAAAACUCAAAAAUGUACUUUUACAAAAUUAUUACAAUGUUAUUAUGAUGUUAACAGUACAAAGGCUUAAAUCUGACUGACUAUAAAAUGUGUUGAGAACAAUAAAGUAAACUCUAGGCCUUCUAGGAAAUUAGUAGCAUCGUCGGUAGUAUUCCUGGCAUAUCAGCAGGAAUUUUGUAAAAUUUUGUCAAUGGCGCCUCUGAAUCGUACGCUGUGGUACAUAUAAAUUCCAAGAUCCUUCACUUUUAUGCCAAUGUACAUUUUUAUGUUCAAUAAUGCUUGCCAUUGUAAUAAAUCAUUGACAUCACCAUCAUCAUCAACUUAGGCCUGUUCCUAUUCCACAGUCCACCUCAUUCUCAGAUGACCUUUACAACUUUACCAUAUUGGCUUAUACAGGUUGGCCCAUAUGUAACUGCCUGGUUUGUAUGGUAAAUAUUUGUGAGAUGAAAUAAAAUACGUACAUUUUUUCAUCUUAAUCUUUUAUUGAAACUUAGAAACUGUGAAUGAAAAAUAAUAAUUAUACCAGAAAAAUGUCCGCCUCUGGAAUCCGCGCAAACCUGAGCCCUCUUGAUUGCAUUCUCCAUCACUUUUUGUUAGGUUUCUGGAGGAACAUUUUCAAUCGCAGUAUUUGGUUUUUUUGGCAUAAACCCUAUUUUUCAAAAAUCCCCAUGAACAAAAAAUAAGGAGAGGUUAAUCGGGUGACCUUGGUGGCCAGUUGACAUCACCAAAUCGAGAAAUUAAACGUCCGGAAUUAUUGUUCGCAAAAGAUUCAUUGUUUCGCUAGCUGUGUGACAGGUUGCUCCGUCCUGCUGGAACCACAUGUUUUACAGGUUUGGAUUUGAGGAGCCAUAAAGUUUUGCACCAUAUCACGUAGCGCUCGCCAGAGACAGUAAGAGUAUUACCUGCAGCGUCUUCAAAGAAGUAAGGUCGAAUGACACCUCCAUACCAACUACCGCACCAAAUUGUGACUCGACGAGGAUGUGGUGGUCGUUAAUGGAUGACACGAGGGUUCUCUAAUGCCCAGAUACGACAAUUCUGCUUAUUGACAAAUCCGUUCAUAUCGAAGUUGGCUUCAUCGCUCAUUAUCAGUUGUCAGUAAAAAUCGUUAUUUUGGGUAUUAAGCUGCAAUAUUGCAUGACUCUAUUGUCAGUGACUUUCAUGGUCACUAGGCUGUAGUUCUUGGGUUAACUGAAUUUUGUAUGGCCGUAAAUUCGAGUCUUUUUUUAAAAUAGUGCAUAAUGACGUGCGACGAAUACCCAGUUCUUGAGAACUAUGUAACGAUGUCUGGCAGACGUCUCAGGGCGCUCCACUACAUUUACACGAACUCUCUCGAUAUUUUCCGGAGUACGAACAGUUCGAACACGGCCCGACCUUGGCAAGUUUUUAACUUCACCUGUUUGUUCGAAUUUUCACACCAACUGAUGAAUGGUGUUGACACUGGGCACAUUAUUUCGACCAAAAUCUUGUCGUAGCUUCCGAAUACUUGCAACGUUUUAACAAUUCGGACGCGUUGUUGGAUCAUGAUGAAUUAAACACAUGUGCUUUAAACAACUACUACGGCGCCACCUACUGAAACGCGAGUAUGAAAAAUGGCGAGCAAUUUAAAUCAGUCAGUUAUGUAUUUAAGAACCUCGUUAGGAAUAUUUUGAUUUUCCAUUCUUUGUACGUGACCGAAUCAUUUUUGUCGAUAGUCUUUCAUUUUAUCAUUAAUUGCGAAAAUUUGAUGUCAACAUUGUGGACUUGAUGUUCUCGAGGCAUUGACAUAACUAAAUUCAAGUAAUGAUAUGACGCUAGUGUAUAUACCACUCAUCCAUAGUCCUAAACUGCGACUGGAAGCUAGGCUUAAGGUUGGAUUGGUGCGCCUACAAGAAAUAAAACGGCACUCAUGCCUGAAACUGAAAUGAUAUUUUCUAUUUGUUUUUAGUAUAUAAUUGCAAGUAUGGUCCUUAAAAAUGGGUAUUUCAUCAGCAUUCAACUUAAGAGAAUUACUCUUCAAAAGUGAUAAUGUAAGUUUUUAGCAACAGUCUGCCUUCAAAUCAUCUCAUGUUUCCAUUCUAAAUAGAUACAAUUGCUAGUUGCUACAGAGAAUUUGCAAAUUUGACCAGAAUCAAAAGGGCUCUGAUGGAUCUGAUCAAAAUACCUAUGUUGGUCAGGUUUUUGGAAUAUUUUUUUUUACCUCAUUGACAAGCUCAUUUUUGCAAAUCCUUUUUUUCAACUUGUGAUACGUACAGGCUUGUACAUAUAUAAGGUGUAUGUGGUCACAUUGUAUUUAAAAUAUUACGGCCAAUAUCGGAAACGGUGGUCGGUUUUGGGCUGAAUAUAUUGAUUUUGUAUGGUUUAUAGGGUUUUCCAUUAAGGACUUGACAACAUUCUUUUUAAAUAAAACGCAAACCAUUUGAGAUAUCUCGAACAUUUUGUGAUUGGAUUGAAGUACACUCAAAACAUUUAUGCAUGGAUGUAGCGAUCGAUUCGUUGAACCCAAUUUCCAAUGACUCGGCAGAAACGGCCGCUAUCUCUCGUUCAAGAUUGGCUCUGAGCUCCUCUAACGACACCGGCUUGUUGGCAUAGACCAAUGAUUUAAUGUAGCCCCACAAAAAAAGUCUAGAGGUGUUAAAUCACACGAUCUAGGCUGCCAUUCGACAGGACAAUUUCUCGAUGUAACACGUUCACCGAAUUUUGAUUUCAAUGUUACACCCGCUCUGAGGCUUGUAGCACUGUCUUGUUGAAACCAGAUAUCACUAAUGUCUAGCCCAUCCAGUUGACCAAAAAAAUAACGUUGCGACAUGUCUCUGUAGGGAUCUCCGUUGACUGUAACGUGACGGUCUUUUUUAGCAACAAAAAAAAAACAAAAAAAAGGCCCAUAACCCCACCGGCAUAAAAACCGUCUUACUGGCACGGGAACAUCCCGCAGCGAAUAUGUGGACUCACAUUUUUUUACUAGCCUAUGAAUUCUCGUCUACUGGGACGAGAAUUACGAACAAAAAUUUAAGUUAACGCUCUUAAAGUUGCAGUCGCCGACUCGGAAUUUCGGUAGUAAAUUUUAAUUAUUUGUAAGCGUUGUUGGUUCGUGUACUUCAUCAUGAUGAAAAUGUUUUCUUUACUGAAUGUUUUAACACUGACGUUCGGUAAUUGAUUUAAAGGUGCGUUCACAGUGAAAGUUCAAAGUUGUCAAGUCCCUAUUGGAAAACCCGAUAUAAGGUAUAUGUGUUCACAUUGCAUUUAAAAUAUUAUGAUCAAAAUCGGAAACGGUGGUCGGUUUUGAGCUGAAUAUAUUGAUUUCGUAUGGUUUACCAUAUACUUUAUAUACGUGACAAGCCUAUGAUCAGUAAGAUUGAUAUUACACUUAAUGUAAAUACAAAUAGUUUUUAAAUAGUUAGCUUAAAUAUUAAUAAUUCUAUAUUUUAUCAUUCGUUUUAAGGAUUUUUUAUCGGAAAUUGAACGUCAAAUUUACAGAUUUUUAUGAUAUAAGCUUUGAAUCUAGUCCGUAAAUAGCAACGCGAUACGAAGGUAUUUAUAUUAUAUUAUUUUUACAUAGAUUAUUCACAAUCUGAUUGCUUAUUAUAUUUAACAAUUUUUUUAUGUUCAUUAAAUGAAAGCAUUGUGAUGAAAAUGUUUUGUGGUGUGAUUAUGUUCAGUAAAUAAUUUAUUCCGAGAGAGACAAAAAAUUAUUUAUAGUUGAUGCAGUUCAGGUAAAGCUUGAUAACAAUACUAUGAUUGGAAUGCAUGUUUUAUUUAUUGACUUCUCAUUUUUUCUUAAUGUAAAAUUACUGUGAGCUGUUGUAACCACUGCCAGGUUUCCUUGGAUAGUCUCAAAAUACUAAAAGUAUCACAGAUUUAGCUCCAUUUUAGGUAAGAAUGACACUUUGUGUGAAGCAAACAUCUACUAUCCCAUAGCAUUCCCUAUUUUCAUUUCUAUUCUUUAUUAAAGGAAGCUCCAAAGAAUGCCCCAAGUUUCAGAAAUAAAGUACCAGGCACAAAACAUAUGGAAUUUGACCACCAGUCAAUUUUAAUGAAAAUUUAUACUCGUUUGUAACAGUUCGUGUUGUGCGGAUCAAAUAUUCCAGUGGGCACAAAGCCCAGAAAUGUUGGAGAUAUAGGGUCGUCUUUAUUGUAGACUCGACAAUACAAUAAAAAAUCACCUAAACACAUACAAUGUAUAGAGGAUGUCCCUACGAAAAUGGAAACUAGUUUAUUAGAAAAAGUAUAAAAGAUUUUAGAAAACGAUUUACGCAGCAGGAUUGAAAUCUUAUGUGUGCAUUUCUAAAUUAUUUGGCAUAUACGGAAUGUUCAAUUUAAAAUUGUUGAGAAAAACGCUUCGCGUAUUGCAACACCCUGGCGUACUUUUUGAUCCUCUUCCUAAAAGUCGGUGAAAAACUACUCAAAAUGGCAGAAGUCAAAGCCUUCAUGGCAUUGUUUCAGAUAAAUGAUAACUUAACUAAAAAAUGGAGAUCAAAAACCUACAGUAUUAUUAUCAAUCUUCUUGGUUUCAAAAGGUCUUUCCAAAUAUCGAAUACAUAUAAUAUUAAAAAAAGUUUGUUGUGCCGCGGAAUUGUGCAACACCCUGUAUAUUUACAAAUAAUUUAGAGAUACAUACUUAUAUGAUGUCAAUUUUAUUGGGCAAACCAUUUUCGAAUAUACUAUCGUAUUAAAGCGCUUCUAUUAAACAUCUUUCCAUAGUAGUUGGGAGACCCUGUAUAUACUGUAAGUGUUCACGUGAUUUUUAUUUUUUUUUUUUUUAUUUAACAGAUAGUACCGCAUCAACCUCGUAGGGUUAUUAGCGGCGUGGACGGCACAAUAAUCUAUGUAUUGAAGUACAUGUCAAUGUCUUUGAUAAAUUUCACAAGUUUAUCGGUUUGAUGCAGUAACACUUCACUGAUGUCAUUAGAAAGGUGGUUGAGACUUCUGGCAUUUUGAUAAGUAGGGCACUCCAUCAGGAUGUGAACCACCGUGAGCCGCUGGUUGCACGUUGAACAAACUGGGGCAUCGGUUCCUUCGAAGAUGUGCUUGUGAGUCACUAGUGUGUGGCCUAUCCGGAGACGUGACAUAAUUAUCUGGUUCCUUCUUCCUGAAGGUAGGGUGAAUCGCGUGUUGACAUCUGGAGCAAUUGCGAGUAGUUUGCUGUGACUGUCAUUCCAUUUCUGUUGCCAAAGACUGGUUAUGUGCACUUUUAUUAGUCCUUUCAAAUCUUGGUAGGGUGUACGAAUCACACUUCUGCUUGAAGGGACUGCCGCUCUUGAUGCUUCUUUGUCAGCCUCUUCGUUGCCUGGGAUUCCAGUAUGUGAGGGUACCCACAGAAACUUUAUCCUCUUCUUGUCGUUGUACAGCAGACGCAGCAUGUCCUUAAUUCCCCUGAGUAUGCAGUUGCGAGGGUACAACUGUUUGAUACCUUCCAGUGCACUCAGCGAAUCCGUCACUACUAAGAAGUUGGCAUCUGUUGUUGUUCGUGCCAGAUUGAGCGCUUCCUUGAUGGCUGUCAGCUCUCCAGUGUAGACGCUGCAAUGUUGUGGUAGUGAAGAGGAUAUUCGUCGAUUGUCAGAGACUGCGGCAUAGCCAACCCCAUGUGAUGACUUUGAGGCAUCUGUAAAAAUCAGUUUGAAGUUCGGAUGAGACUCGAUGAUGACUUGGUAUCUGUUAUAUAUUUCUCUAUGGUUGGUUUGCAUUUUUUGAUAUAUCUUGAGGGUUGUGUCGAAAUCUGGUAGUGGUACUGUCCAGGGUGGAGAGUUUGAUGAACAAGGGAUAAGUGAUUUUUAUUAUACUGUUAAGUUCCCCGAGUAUAUUAACGACGAGUUAGUCUUCGUAAAAUAGUGUAGGCAGGCGUACACACAGGGGCUAAGGUGCCAAUCUUUAACACCCUGUACUUCCAAUAGAAAGGCAUUUCUAGGCUUUGCGCCUAUUGGAACACUUGAUCAACACAACAUAAACUAUCAAUAUAUGAAUUUUCUUUCAAACCGACCGGUGAUUAAAUUUGAUGUGUUUUGCGCCUGGUAUUUUAAAUUGAUGAAAUUGAUUGAAGCAAAUGUUUUAGUGCGCUUUUUGCGGAUUCGGGAGAAGCUGCAAUUAAAGACUCCAACGGGAAAACGCAUUUAGAUAAUUUUACCUAGACAUCAAAUGCUGUGUAACGCACAGUUCUGAACCGAGAUUCAGAGCAGACCAUUUUUGGAUGCCCCCCUCCCAUUUUCUUCAAAUCCAAGCCUGAAUCCGCACAGAUGGUUUUUAAUCCCCUACAUUUUUGAAUUGAAGAAGAUUACUCGCUAUUCAUAAAAAAAUGAUUAGACUCUAGAUUCACUUGAAUAUAUGUGUGCAGAUAUUUCGUAUUGAAAAACAAAUACUGCCCUUUUCAAUCUAAAUUUAGCCAAUUCCAAGUUUUUUGUUGGAAAUAUAAGUAGUAAUUCCAGUAUUUGUUUUUCUGUACAUAUUAUCUGAGCAAAUUUUCACUAAAAGUAAUUUGUUGUAAAUAGAAAC